AUGCUCUCCUGCGAAGAUCCCCUUGGCGGAGAUGAGGCACAUGGAGAUCUGGUUUUAGCAGAAGGUGCUUCGUUGGUUGCGGUGGAGUUACACGUCGAUUUAAACAGCCUUGGUGAUGUAGCCGGUGGGGUUGAAGAUGGCGGAAUUCUUUCCGGCAUCUCCCCGCUUUCCCACAAAUGGAGAAUCCCAGCGAGUCAGAUGUCUUUUAUGAUGAAAGUUCUGAAUAAGGAUGACUGCUGCAAAGUGCUUGGGGAGGCAGGGACUGUGAAGAAGGUGAUCAAGGACUUGAUUGUUGAAAACAUUCAAGUAAGAGCUGAAGAAAAUGACUUGUUUUGUAAGGAUUUCAGAAAGUUCAUCACCCAAGACAUGCUGAAACUAGUGAGAAUGCCGAAGAUAUUAGGUAUUUUGAUUAAACUUAGGAGUAGAGAAUUAGAAGAUCUUCUGAAGAGCUUUAAGAGCCUUUUGGAGCUUUCCCACAAAUGGAGAAUCCCAGCGAGUCAGAUGUCUUUCAUGAUGAAGGUUCUGAAUAAGGAUGACUGCUGCAAAGUGUUUGGGGGGGGGGGGGCAGGGACUGUGAAGAAGAUGAUCAAGGACUUGAUUGUUGAAAUCAUUCAAGUAAGAGCUGAAGAAAAGGACUUGUUUUGUAAGGAUUUCAGAAAGUUCAUCACCCAAAACAUGGAAGAAUCUUCUGACCCUAAGAGCAGAAGGAGAGUGGCUCUUCAGUUUUUCAUAAGAAUGUUAGGCAAAGGAAGUGCAAGAGUGUUAAAGCUGUAA
Eruca vesicaria subsp. sativa (arugula) is the source of this 774-nucleotide messenger RNA. The record is from the annotation of a GenBank genome assembly. Lineage: Eukaryota; Viridiplantae; Streptophyta; Magnoliopsida; Brassicales; Brassicaceae.